This is a messenger RNA of Exserohilum turcica Et28A, 1321 nucleotides long. RefSeq lists its product as uncharacterized. Bases 54 to 902 code for a protein of 282 amino acids. The transcript has 2 exons. NCBI's taxonomy places the organism in Eukaryota, Fungi, Ascomycota, Dothideomycetes, Pleosporales, Pleosporaceae. The record is from RefSeq and is a predicted model, not a curated record.
CGUCUCGCUCUCGUCUCGCUCGUAUCUCGAUUUCAUUCGAUAUUUUUGUUACUAUGGAUGAUCAAACCCCUGGGAGUGUUGAAACCUUGAGAAUUGGCCCUCUGCCGGCUGUUCAGAGAAAGAAGAAUCAUCGGAAACAGAAGGGCCUACCUGGACAAAUCACCGAGACAGUUGAAGAGUUAAAAAGAAACGGUCUGACAUUUCAUCAUCAAAGCAUAUUGCCUCAGCGACUGGGAACCUUGUGGCGUGGUAACGGCGUUUCCAGGCAGACGAACUGGCGGAGGAGGAUCGCUGUUGAAGCAAUGUCGAAGGUUCAAAAAAAGAGUGCGCAUCUUUUCUUUGUCUUGGUCUUGCUUGUGUCAACAACGACAUGUGGGCAGAAGGGCUAUGUCGAAGAAAAUAUCAACCCACUACUGGACAAGGAAAGCUACAAUGACUACGAAUUCUCCUUACCAACGAAAGACAGGCUAUUCAUGGAGGAUAUUGAACAAAAACAUGGCCUUGGAGAAAUUCCGAAUUUCAUCACACUGAAGCAGGCUUUAUUCCAAAAUAACCAGUCUAUGACAGCCCAGAGAAGUAUGUUAACCAUCUAUUGCCACCUAUGUUCUCCACUCACCGUAGGUGCAGAUAUCGAGUACGCGUAUGGCCGCAUGCUAAGAGAACACAUUCCAUUGUUCUUACAAACAGUGGCACCAGCGAUCGAGAUGAGCAACCUAUGCUGGGCCGAGGAAAAACGGGGAGACAACAGAACAGAUGCUGUGACUUUGUUGGUACCUGAAGGUGACGUAGAUUGCAGCGUUGUAUUGGCGAUCAGUCGAAACGUUGCAUUAAAGAUGAUUGGGACGUAUGGUCUUACCCAAAUUCACAACGCAGAUACUGGUCUUCAGCAAUCGACGAAGUAGUACUGGGCGGUGCCGAGAACUUCGCAGCGAUGGUUGGCGGGAACAUCGAAGGUCCUUUCCUGGGCAUCGGCUCGACCCUCUACUGUUGGUGUAUGAUUGGGAGCUCGAACUCUCACAAAGCCUUCCUUGAAAGUUAUUCGUCUUGCGUAGUUUGUCGGCUCCAACAAUCCAUCGCCUUUGAUCCACGUAAUGCCGCCAGUUAUCUUGCCCCCUCUAGUUUCUUCAUCCAUGUCCGUGAACAAAAGACUUCCACUGUAUCAAGACCGUGCCUUAUGUUGAUAUGGUGCUCAGUUUUUAUUCGAAUACCCGCUUGAGCUGCUGAAGUUGGCGUGAAGUUACGCAGACUGGGAUGCUUAGUUGACAGAGACGUUCCAAUCUUUGGGCAGUGAUCGAAAUCAGGGAGGACGACUGGCCGUGUC